AUGGGUCUCCUAGUGACUGGAACCAAUGCCACUGCCCCAAUCGUAUCCGCCUCCCUACAGGGGAUUGUGUAUGGUUUCUCUACGUGCACCUUCGCUAUCACGAUCUGGGUGCUGGCAUUACAGAAAGGUAUACGAGUUCACUAUGGCAUGCUCAUCGUAGCAUGCACAUUAUGGGGCUUGAGCACCAUUAGGAUGAUCCUUGACAUCUACCUCACGACACAUGCAUUUGUCGCAUAUAUGUUCUCCAGGCCAUUAGGGCCGGAAGAGUCGCUUUCUUCAUUCAAUAAGCCACCCCAGCUGCUUGAUAACACAAUUUAUGGUCUGCAGACUCUCAUUGGUGAUGCCGUUGUGAUCUACCGCUGCUACAUCGUCUGGAAGAGCUGGGUGGCAGUCGUGUUCCCCUUGCUUUGCUGGGGUGCAUCUUUGGGGAGCAUCCUCUACAUUCUCAAUUCAUCUGCCAAGGGCCAGACUGGUCCACAGAUCAUACUCUUCUACUCGCUGACCUUAGCAACAAAUCUAUCUGCUACGCCCUCAAUCAACACGUUUGCUGCUCUGACAGAACUCAAAGGCCGGCAAGAACUUCAUGCGAAAUACAGACCAAUAGUUCGCAUCAGGCCUAAUGAGUUGUCCGUCACCGAUGCUGACCUCCUGCCUUCCAUCAUGGGUCCAGAUGGAGUGCCAAAAAGACCAUGCAGGCGUAUUUCUGGAAAGAAAGGUGCUGGGGCGAAGGAGGCGAAGGGCAGGUCAUUGAUCGGUGCCCGCAACAAGGAUCAGCAUGCAGAAGUUAGGAGAGUGUGGAACCAGGCCUUCACUCCCACUGCCGUGAAGGGAUAUGAACCCGCCAUAGCCAGAAGGGCUGCACAAUUGGUGGAUGAAUUAAAAGGUAGUCUAGAGAAGUAUGGCAAUACUGGCAGGGUUGACCUAGCACAGUGGACUAGCUUCUUUACAUUUGAUAUCAUGGGUGACAUAGCUGGAGGGUUUGAGCUCAUGUGCAAUGGGGAUGAACAUCAGUUGGUACAAAAUCUGGAAAAGGGUCUCUACCUUCCAGCCUUGACCCAGCAGAUUCCUUGGGCGUCAGACUUCCUCCCAUACUUCCCAUUCCUCGGGCAAUACAUGAAAGCAUUGGCCCAGUUAGGACACAAACAAGCCACAAGGCGCCUAAAUGAGGGCUCUGUGUACGAUGAUCUCUUUUAUUAUCUGCUCAAUGAUCCAGAUGCGAAGGGUGCCCAGACUCCCAUUCCCAUCGUAGUGUCAAAUUCUGUCAGCUCAAUCAUAGCGGGCUCUGACAUUGUGUAA
Molecule: messenger RNA, 1296 nt
Organism: Gloeophyllum trabeum ATCC 11539
Lineage: Eukaryota; Fungi; Basidiomycota; Agaricomycetes; Gloeophyllales; Gloeophyllaceae
Product: cytochrome P450
Exons: 12
Coding region: 1-1296 (431 amino acids)
Molecular function (GO): heme binding; iron ion binding; monooxygenase activity
Source: RefSeq, a predicted model, not a curated record